This is a messenger RNA of Gregarina niphandrodes, 1197 nucleotides long. Its product is annotated as adenosine kinase. Gene Ontology annotation, molecular function: adenosine kinase activity. The transcript is spliced from 2 exons. Gene Ontology annotation, cellular component: cytosol; nucleus. NCBI's taxonomy places the organism in Eukaryota, Apicomplexa, Conoidasida, Eugregarinorida, Gregarinidae. The record is from RefSeq and is a predicted model, not a curated record. Gene Ontology annotation, biological process: purine ribonucleoside salvage. Bases 1 to 1197 code for a protein of 398 amino acids.
AUGAUUGCCUGCGCCAUAUUCUGCAACCCAAUACUAGAUCUCAUUAAAGGCGAAUGCUCGGAUGACUGGUACCAAUCGUACAAUCUUUCUAAAGAUGGUUAUCAGAUGUAUGAUGCUGAUAAGAAUAAUGAUCUUUUUGAUACUCUGAUUAAUGACCCAUGUGUGAUCAGAUUGCCAGGUGGUUCUGGUCAGAAUACUGCUCGGAUGUUGGCGGCUUGCCUGAAGGGUGAGUCUGAGGUUGCUUUCGUGGGAUGUGUGGGAGGUCGUAAGACGGCGAGUGGGCCGGAGUUAGAUCCGUACGCGUCAGUGAUGAAGGAGACGGCAGAGAGUAUUCCUGGGCUGCGUUGUUACUACGACGUAAGUGCGGAAGAGCCGACCGGUACAUGCGCUGUGAGUAUUGCGAAAGAAAACCGUUCGUUAUGCACGCGCUUGGGUGCCACGGCUAAGUUGGGCAAACAGUAUGUUGAGUCUCUAGAAAGUGUGUGGCGCACAGCGCAGGUCGUGUGUGUCACAGGCUUCUUUGUAACGGCUGACGGCCCGAGUAUGCGUCGCGUGGCAAGUACUGCCCAUGAGGCCGGCAGGACCUUGGUUCUUACGCUCUCCGCACCCUUCAUUGUAGACAUGUUCACCGCAGACGUUAAAUUUUGUGCCAAGCUGGCCAACAUUCUGAUCGGCAACGAGUCCGAGUGGGAAGCAUUCCGCAACGCAAACGCUUGCAAAACCGUACAAGAUGCCAUGACCUGCUGGACCCUCUCUAACCAAGACACCACCACGGAGUUCGGUCCCAAACGCGACGAGGUCUUAACGACCGGCUCCGAUGUGGACCACCCACCCACAGAACACCCCGUAUCCGCACUCCCGGCUUCCGGACUCCCGGAUACACAGAGCCCGAGCCCGGCGCUGAGACUGGCAGUCUGCACCAGAGGAGAUCAAGAUACCUGGGUCACCCUGCUCACACAAGACGGACCCGUGUCGGCCACGUUCCCGGUGCCGCCGGUGAGCGAUAUCGUCGACACCAAUGGCUGCGGAGACGCCUUUCUCGGCGGCCUGAUCGCCGUGCUGGUCCAAAAGGGCACUGCGCCGGGCAAACAACUCGCGCUGGACGACGUCGCCGAGGCGCUGGGCAAGGCAAACGCGUGUGCACGACUCAUACUCGGUACGAACGGCUUCGAUUUCCGCCCAGAGCAAGUCCAAUGA